Messenger RNA from Mobula hypostoma (lesser devil ray), 7047 nucleotides. Its product is annotated as thyroid peroxidase-like. NCBI's taxonomy places the organism in Eukaryota, Metazoa, Chordata, Chondrichthyes, Myliobatiformes, Myliobatidae. The record is from RefSeq and is a predicted model, not a curated record. Gene Ontology annotation, molecular function: heme binding; peroxidase activity. The transcript is spliced from 4 exons. Gene Ontology annotation, biological process: response to oxidative stress. Bases 1222 to 1830 code for a protein of 202 amino acids.
UAGAAACUGUGCAACUUUUCUUUGGAAUAAUGAAGUCUAUGUAUACAUUUUUGUUUGGAAAUAAAUUUACUAUCUUAUAUAUGGCAGACAAAAUGAAACCACACCAGUUAGCACAGUAGGACCUUGAUAUGGAGCAUCCUUUGGAGGUUAUGAUUUUCUCCCAUGUGUAUUGUUCAGAUCUAUUAAUGGAGAAUGAUAUGGACACCAUCUCAAGGAUCUUGGGCUGUUCAGUUGCAUUUCUGCCCCCAGUUUGUGAGGAUGACUGCUGGUCAAACAGAUAUAGGGCCAUCAACUCUGAGUGCAACAACAGGUAGGCAGUGAAAAAGCUUGUAAGGUACAUGAGUUCAGUAUGUCCUCAUCAACUGAGAAAGUCACUUUCUGAAUGUACACCUGAACCAUAAGGAGAAAAGUCUGUCGGUAAGGAAAUGUGUGGUUAACUUUGGGGCAUUUUGUACACUGUUUCUGGAAUCUUCUAUAAACAUUGCAGUCACACAACAUAGAAACGUAGAAAACCGACAGCACAUUACUUCGACCCACAAUGUUGUGCCGACCAUAUAACCUACUCUAGAAGUUGCCUAGAAUUUCCCUACCGUAUUGCCCUCUAUUUUUCUAAGCUCUAUGUACCUAAGAGUCUCGUUAACGACCCUAUUGUAUCUGUCACUACCACCUUCGCUGGCAGUGCAUUCCACGCACCCACCACUGUCUGUGUGAAAAACUUUCCUCUGACAAAACCCUUAAACUAGUGACUAUCUUGGAGUAUGAACUGUUUUUUACAAUAAUUACUUAAAAUACAACAUUAAUGAAGUUCCCUUUAGAAAUGAAAUUCAAAGCCAUAACUUAUUGAUACAUGAAAUAUCAAAACUUUAGUUGAAUAAUGUAAUGAUUGCAUUUGAAGAUGAAACCUCCCUGUGAGAAUUAAUUUCAGAAUGGAAAUAUUGUCUAUCGAUUAUAGUGAUAAGUAGUAAAAUAAGUGAUCUAGAAAUAAACUACAAUCAGCUAGAAUUCAAGCAUACUUCCAAUGUUGGCUGUACAUCUGCUUAGCACAGGAGGGCACUCCCUUCCAGUACAGAAGAGAAUUCAAAGUAGCAUUGGCCAAGCUCCAAAAUCAAGCAUAAUGUAAUGUGGUAGUGGACACGAUUUUCACUCAGUACUGUACUAUAUUCUCACCUGGUACUGAGUUUCUCUGAUGGGGAGUGACAAGAAUCUUGAAUCCAUGCCAAUAUGCUGAAGAGGCAGCUAUGUUUUGAACUCUUCAGGUAUUUGAUAAAAGCUGGAUUCUACACGACUGUGGUACUGUCCACAUGUGUAAUACUUCCAGAUACAAUGAGCUUUCCGCCAGUGGAACUCUGCUGCUCGUUAUCAAUCUGGUUCAAUGCUGAGGAUCGAGGCCCAAGGGUCAAAUCAGAAAUCCGGAAGUCGAGGAUGUUGGCCAGAGCCCUGAGCCUGCAAGUCUGCCGGGGAAGAAGCCUCACCUGGGAGCAGCUAAUGUUGCAUUUACCCGUUGGCUCCCAGCUCAAUAUGAGGAUGGAUUUUCAUUUCCAAAAGGAAAUGUUAUUCAGGAUUUCGUUUGCUGCCAGUUAUAACGCCUGGAGGAAGUUCUGUGGUCUCUCUGAACCCAAGAGCGUGAAAGAUUUCACAGUAGUACUCAGAAAUUCCCAUCUGGCAAAGGACCUAUUCAAGUUGUAUGGAACUCCAGAUAACAUAGAACCAUGGCUGGGGGGAAUAUCAGAGCCAUCCGUGAAAGAUGGGAGAUUGGGCCCAUUGCUCGCCUGCCUGGCAGGACAGCAGUUCAAAAAUCUGAGAGAUGGAGACAGGCAUCUUGGCAAAUGAAAGAUGAUGUUUCAAAAGAAUACAUUGCUGAAUAAGAAUAACAGCUGUUAUUAACAUCCUCCAGUGUCCUUUCCCUUUGAGUCUGAGCAGGAUUGAAAGGCUAUAUCCUGCGGAAACAUCUGACCUCUCUUAUGAGGGUUUAGUACAACUUCAAUUUAAACAUUGCUGAUGCAAACGGACUGAAAUGAUGAUUUAUAUUAACAGACAGUAAAAUUCUAUGGUAUAUUGAUGUUCUCACAAGUAUCAAGAUAAGAAUGGGACAAAUCAGUUAUUGUCAAAUAUACUAAUUAUACCUGAUUAUGCUUCUGGGAUGUGUUGUAAUCCUGUUGUAGAAUUAACCAAUAAAGACACUAUCUUCACUAAUUAUGUUAAUUGUUUGAAUUGACUAAGUGCUAACUGAAUGGGUUACCAGGAAUGGAGAAGGGUGGGGUCAGAGUUGGAUGUCAGGUGUCAAAGAUAGAUUAAGGAUAAGAGUAAGGCAUGACAGGAGAAUUUAUACAAUUCUGUAAUUGCACAAUGGUUAAAACAGAGAAAAUAAAUAUUGUCAUAUCAAUUAAUACCAGCAGUUCAGUAAAGGACAGCCUGACUAUUAUUAAUCAGAUUUUCUGUGGACAGCACUCCAGUCACAUCCUCUGCCUAACAGAUACCUUUCAAGGCUAAAUAGAACUCACAUUUGCACCCGGAAAAAUGACCCUGCAGAAUUGGUUAAAUACGUUGUCAUUUCCCUUAGCUAGAUCAAGAAAUCCUGAUCCUGUCUUUCAACAGAAUACCUGGUUUCUGUAGUCAGGGUAUUUGUAAGGCUUGUGCAGUUGAACUUUUGGUUAUUAGUGAUCUCCCAGAUAUUGAUGAAAGGGGCAAUGAAGAGACUUUAAAAGAAGUGAGUGGCAGCAGUAAGGCCACUCGGGUGCCACAGAUUGCAAGGUAAUUAGGCACUAGGCUAGGGCCAAUAAAAAAAGAAGUUAAUUUUAAGUGCAGUGGCCAUUGUGGGAGUUGCCAUUGUGUGAGUGGACCAGUGUUAGAGUUGGGAGUUGAGUCGUUGGCAAGGAAAGGUGGACGCUGGAGGCAGAUUUCGGAUGAUUUUCUUUUCUUUCUUAUUGUACAGUUAGAGCAUUGGGAAUGCCUUCCAGGAUAGUGGAAUGCUGCUCUUGUGGGAUGUGAGAAGGCAGAGACAUCUCCAUUGUCCCUGACGACUAUACCUGGAAGAAAUGCAUCCUGCUGCAUGUUAAGGAGUUGGAGCUGGAGCUAAAUGACCUCUGGAUCAUUCAACAGGCUGAAGGACUGAUUAACAGACAAUACAGGAAAGUAGUUAAACCUAAGGUGAAGGACACAAGUAACUGGACAACCAUCAGGAAGAGGAAAGGGGAUAAGCAGCCAGUGCAGGGUACCCUGUGGUCAUUCCCCUCAACAGCAGGUAUAUCGCCUUGGAUACUGCUGGAGGGGAUGACCUAACAGUGGAAAGCCACAGCGGUCAGUUCUCUAGUAGUGAGUCUGGCUCUGUGACUCAGAAGGGGGAAGAGGCAAGAUAUAGUGAUCAUCGUAUCAUUGAAUCCCCUAUCACUACAGCUCACAAGUGCCAGGGUCAGGGACAUCUCAGGUGACUCAGAGGUUGUAGUCCAUGUUGGUACCGAUGACAUGGGUAGAAAGGGUGACAAUGUCCUGCAAAGUGAAUUCAGGGAGUUAAGUUCUAUACUAAGCAACAGGACCUCCAGUGUUGUGAUCUCUGGAUUACUACCCAUGUCAUGUGCUGCUGAAGCCAGAAAUAGGAAACUCAUUCAGUUUUUACAUGUGGCUAACGGGAUGAGGCAAGAGGGAAGGUUUCAGAUUUUUGGAUCAUUGGGCUUCCUUCCAGGAACUUGUAUAGAUGAGAUGGUUUGGACCUAAACUGGAGUGGGGGCCAGGACUAAUAUCCUUGUGGGAAGGUUUGCUUGUACUGCACCGGGUGGGGGAGGGAGUCGAACUCACGUUACAGGGAAUGGGAACCAGAGCAUCAGAACAAGUGGUGGAUAGUUGUGGAGAAACAUGUUCUUAAGCUCACAUAAAAAGCCAGGAAUCAAAAGGUUGAGUGCGGUGGGACUAAUGGUCUGAGUUGUGUAUGUUUCAAUGCAAGAAGUAUUGUAGGAAAAGCAGAUGAGCAUAGAGCACAGAUCAGCACAUGGGGUUAUGAUAUUGUAGCAUUAGUGGGACUUAGUUGCAGGAGAGACAGGACUGACAGCUCAGUGCACUGUGGUUCUGUUGUUUUAGAUGUGAUAGAGUGAGGGGGAUUAAAGGGGAAUGGUGGCAUUAUUAUCCAGGGAAAUAACAUAACAGUGCUCAGACAGAAUAGUUUGGAGAGCUUGUCUGUUGAGGCUAUAUGGGUGGAACUGAGGAAUAUGAAAUGGAUGACCAUAUUAGUGCUCGCCUAAUAUUAUAGACCACCUAAUAGUCACGGGAUUUAGAGGAGCACAUUUAUAGAGAGAUCGCAGACAGUUGCAAGAAACCUAAGGUUGUGACGGUAGCUGAUUUUAACUUUCCGCACAUUGACAGAGAAUCUCAUACUGUAAAAGCUCUUGAUGGGAUAGAGUUUGCCAAAUGUGAUCAGAGAAGUUUCCUUAGUCAAAAUAUAGAUGUUCCAACUAAGGAGAGUGUGAUACUAGAUUUCCUAUUAGGAAUGGGACAGGGUAGGGAACACUUCGGAUCUAGUGAUCAUAAUGUCAUUAGCUACAAGGUAAUUAUUAAAGAGGCUAUGUCUGGUCCUCGGGUUGUGAUUCUACAUUGGAGAAAGACCAAUUUUGGUGGCAUCAGAAAGGAUCUGGCAGGAUUGGGACAGGUUAUUUUCUAGGGACCCAGCUGGUGGUGUAGUGGCAUCAGUGCCGGACGUCGGGAUGAAAGGUCCCGAGUUCGAAUCCAGCCGGCUCCCCUGCACGCUUUCCAACCGUGCUGGAUUAUGAGCUGGUGAUCUCUUUGGAAACUCACCCGGCAGAAGGCAAUGGCAAACCAUUGUUGUAACUUGGCUCGUACGUGGUUCCCCAUUACGUCAGAGAAGCAUGGAGGGAAAUCGUCUGCUGACUGAAGAAACUCCCGAUGCGACAUACCUUUCCUUCCUUUCUAUUUUCUGGGAAAGGUGUGCUUGGUAAGUGAGAGGCCUUCAAAAGUGAAAUAUUGAGACUACAGAGUUUGUACAUAACAGGUUUACUGAACCUUGGUUUUCAGCGAUAUUGAGGCCCAGGUUAAGAAGAAGAAGGAAGUGUGUAGCAGGUAUAGGCACAAAUGAGGCAUUUGAAGACUAUAAGAAAUGCAAGAGAACACAAAGAAAUCAGAGAGCUAAAAGAAGGCAUGAGAUUUCUGUAGCAGAUAAGGUGAUGAAGAAUCCUGAGGGUUUCUACAGGUAUAUCUAAGAGCAAAAAGAAUGGCAAGAGACAAAAUUGGUUCCCUGCAAGAUCAGAGUGUUCAUCUAUGUAUGGAACCAAAAGAGAUGACGGAGAUCUUAAAUGGAGUUUAUGUUUACUUAGGAGACAGAGACAGAGUCUAUAGAAGUGAGGCAGGAGUCUAUGGAUGUGAGACAAAACAGCAGUGACGUCAUGGACCAUAUACAGAUUACAGAACAGAAGUUGUUUGCUAUCAUGAGGCAAAUUAGGGUGGAUAAAUUCCCAGGGCCUGACAAGGUGUUUCCCUGAACCUUGCUGAUAGUUAGUGUAGAAACCAGAGAUAUAUAAAAUAUCCUUAGCAAUGGGUGAUGUAUCGGAGGUUUGGAGGAUAGCUUAAUGAUCUUUCAUUGUUUAAGAAAGGCUCUAAGAAUAAACUGGGAAGUCAUAGGCCAAUGAGCCUGACAUCAGUAAUGGGUCAGUUAUUGUAAGGUAAUCUGAGGGAUCAGAUAUAUGAAUAUUUGGAUAGAUGGGGACUGAUUAGGGAUAGUUAACAUUACAUUGGGCAUGUAGGUCAUGUCUAACCAAUUAUACAGAGUUUCUCAGGGAUAUUACCAGGAACUUUGAUGAAUAUAAGGCAGUGGAUGUUGUCUGCAUGGAUUUUAGCAAGGCCUUUGGCAGGGUCCUGCAUGGGAGUUGGUCAAGAAGGUUCGGUUGCUUGGCAUUCAGGAUGAAGUUGUAAAUGGAUUAGACUCUGGCUUUGUGGGAGAAGCCAGAGAAUGAUAGUAGAUGGUUGCCUUUCUGACUGAAGGCCUGCGACUAGUGGUGCGCCGCAGGGGUUUGUGCUGGGUCAUUGUUGUUUAUCAUCCAUAUCAUCAAUCUGGAUGAUAAUGUGGUAAACUGGGUCAGCACAUUUGCAGUUAACACCAAGAUUGGGAGAGCACUGGACAGGGAAGAAGACUAUCAAAGCUUGUAGUGGGAUCCAGACCAGCUGGUAAAAUGGGCUGAAAAAUGGCAGAUAGAAUUAAAUGCAGACAAUUGUGAGGUGUUAAAUUUUGGGAGGACAAACCAGGGUAGGAUUUGCAUGGAGAGUGCUAGGGCACUGAUGUGAGUGGUAGAACAGAGGAAUCUGUGAAUACAGAUCCGUAAUUCCUUGUAAGUGAUGUCACAGAUAGAUUAGGUCAUAAAGCAAACUUUUGACACAUUGGCCUUCAUAAAUUAAAGUACUGAGUACAAAAGUUGGAAUGUUAUGUUGAAGUUGUAUAAGACAUUGUUGAGGCCUAAUGUGGAGGAUUGUGUGUAAUUCUGUUCAACAACCUACAGGAAAGAUAUCAAUAAGAUUGAAAUAGUGCAGAGAAAAUUUACAAAGAUGUUGUCAGGACAUGAGUUAUAGAGAAAGGUUGAGAAGGAUACGACUUUAUUCUCUAGAGCAUAGGAGAACGAGGGGAGAUUUGAUAGAUGUAUACAAAUUUAUGAGGGGUAUAGAUAGGGAAAAUGCAAGCAGGCCCUUUCCUCUGAGGAAUGGUCAUGGGUUAAGGAUGAAAGGUGAAAUAGUUAAAGGGAACAUGAGGUGGAACUUCAUUCUGAGGGUGGUGAGAGUAUGGAACAAAUUGCCAGCAGAAGUGGUGGAUGUGUGUUCAGUUUCAACAUUUAGGAGAAAUUUAGAUAGAUACAUGGAUGGGAGGGUUAUGGCCCAGAUGCAGAUCAAUGGGACAAGACCAAUUAAUAGUUUGGCAUGAAUUAGAUGGGCCGUAGGGCCUGUAUCUGCGAUACAGAGUUCUACGACUCUAUUAUUUUAAAACAGUAACUAAUCUCAAUGGCAGCAUUUGGUUGUUGGACCCUCUCUUAUUGGAGAUGGCAUUGCCUAGCAUUUUUG